AUGGCAGCAAAGUUCCCCCAACGCAAGAUUGGCGACGACUUCGUCUCCAAGAUAGGUCUCGGUUGUAUGGGGAUGUCUAUCAGCCUGACUCCCGGUACCACCAACGAUGAUGAGGAGAAUCUCAGAGUUCUCACUGCGGCAGCUGACAUGGGCAUCAACCUUUGGGUCACCAGUGACUGGUACGGACCCUACACUAACGAAAGGCUCCUUGGAAGAUGGUUCAAGGAGACUGGUCGUCGUGACGAGAUUUUUCUCGUCACCAAGUUCGGCUCUAGACUCAUCGAUGGCAAGAUGUUAGUCUGCGGUACGCCGGAAUACGUAAGGGAAGCAUGUGAAGGUAGCCUUCAGCGAUUGGGAGUCGACCGCAUCGACUUGUACAUGCAGCAUCGGGUGGACCCCGAGACGCCAAUUGAGAAGACUGUUGAGGCUAUGGCACAGCUGAAGAAGGAGGGCAAGGUUCGCUAUCUCGGUUUGUCCGAGUGCUCUGCUCGGACGUUGACCAGAGCGCACAAGGUGCACCCGAUUGCGGCAGCUGAGAUGGAGUUUUCGCCUUUCGCGAUGGAUAUUGAAUCGCCAGACACAGAUUUCUUGAAGACGGCCAGGGAGCUGGGUGUCAAGAUCAUUGCGUACUCGCCGCUUGGGCGUGGCUUUCUCACCGGAGCAGUCAAGAGCAGAGAUGAUUUCGAUAAGAACGAUAUCAGACUAAAAGUUCAUCCACGAUUCUCUAAAGAGAACUUCCCAGGUAAUCUGAAGCUGGUUGAGGCAAUCGCGGCGGUUGCCAAGGAGAAGGGGUGCACACCCAGUCAAUUAGCUCUGGCCUGGGUACUGGCUCAAGGAGACGACUUCAUCCCAAUCCCAGGUACCAAACACAUCAAAUACUUGAAAGAUAACGCCGGUGCAGUCAGUGUUGAAUUCACCAAGAAGGAUGAGAAGCGAGUUCGGGAUGCCAUCGAGAGCGUUGGCGGGGCCAAAGGAGCCCGUUAUCCAGAGGGUCAUAUGGCGCACCUCUUUGGCGAUACUCCAGAGUUUGAUGCUCAGUGA
This is a messenger RNA of Phaeoacremonium minimum UCRPA7, 1041 nucleotides long. Its product is annotated as putative aldo-keto reductase putative protein. NCBI's taxonomy places the organism in Eukaryota, Fungi, Ascomycota, Sordariomycetes, Togniniales, Togniniaceae. The record is from RefSeq and is a predicted model, not a curated record. The transcript has 2 exons. Bases 1 to 1041 code for a protein of 346 amino acids. Gene Ontology annotation, cellular component: cytoplasm.